Molecule: messenger RNA, 1134 nt
Organism: Heterobilharzia americana
Lineage: Eukaryota; Metazoa; Platyhelminthes; Trematoda; Strigeidida; Schistosomatidae
Source: the annotation of a GenBank genome assembly
GGAACAAUUAUUUAUCGAUAUGGUUUCAAUGCUGCAGUUAUCACUUGCGUUUCCUUGUUUGUCCCAAGUCUAAUAUUGAUCUGCAUUUUACCAGAACCCGUAAAGCCUUUAAUAAGGCAACAAAUGUCAGUGAAAUGAUGGAUGGAGAUAGUACGAAUGGUGCUGGAGUCGAUGGUGUCGAGGACGAUAUCCGUACUAUUGAAAUCCAACAAAACUGGAAGAAGAGGUUCAUCAUAAAAUUACAAGCUCUCAGACAUUUGGACCCAAUCUUGAUUAUGGUAAUAGUAAUUGUUAUACUCGCUUCAAUUAGCUCUAUGGUCGAUCUUCAAUAUAUUGUUAUUUACCUCAUGGGCUCGCCAUUUUUGUGGAAUCCUCAACAAGUAGGAAUAUACAUAGGUGUCAGUGAUUUCAUUUCAUCCUCGCUGGGAAUCGCCUACACAAUAAUUGUUGUUAGACUCCGACAAAGACGGAAUUCCAAAAAGAAACGUCCAGUGAGUGAAGAAACGUUGUCAUCACAAACGGAAAUCAUCAACGAUGCACCAGCAUUAUCUUUCAUACGACACAUGAAAUUACUUGUAUUCACUCUGGCAGGUUCCUUAGCUAUGAUGACGGUGAACAAAGUACUUAUGGCUGUUGCUUAUCAAUUUCCAACACAGAAAGCCAAUAUUAUUGUCUACGCAGCUGCUAUUCCUCGAUUGGUAAAAAGUUUGGUUGCUCCCAUCGCCCGUUCAAUGUUCUCCAUAUGUACACCACCUGGUAAUCAAGGGAUGAUUCAAUCAUUUGGUGGAUUUAUUGCUCGUAUUGGAAUACUGAUUAGUCUGACUGCUCUCCCAGCCUUGUAUGCUGCUACCGUCACAGUAUUUCCUCAGGCUGUGUUUAUUACUGUCGGUGCAGUGAUGGUAAUCACGAUAAUUUUUGAUUUGUGUAUUCUGCCUCUUCUCAAAUCAAAAAGAAUUCAACACUCGCCAAACGCUAAGGCUUAGCAGAUGAACGUAGAAAUCCCGAAUACAUGACAUUAUUUAUUCCAACGACUCCACACUCAUUUUGAUUUCGUUUUUGAUAUGAGAUGCCCCAUUUUGUAUUGCAACCCAAGCAAACAUUGACGUAAAUAAACUGCUUUUUCAUUCGGAUCAA